AAAAUUUGCUUCCUUCCGUCUCCUCCCUAGGGUUUCAAAAUCGCCGGUGUGGGGACUGACUAUUAGAAUAUCCUCCCUACCUCUUUGAUUUCAUCUUUCAUUUAAACCUAAAUUUGAAACCUCUUCUUACAUCAAAUUAGGGUUUAAGACCAGAUGGGGACGGAAAGGAAGAGAAAGGUCAGUUUAUUCGAUGUCGUCGACGAUAGUGCCCUCAAGAAAUCUAAUGGUAUCGCAGCCGGAGCAAACCUCAACGCUUCAUCUCUCAUCAAUAAGUGGAAUGGACGUCCGUUUUCGCAGAGGUAUUAUGAGAUAUUGGAGAAAAGGAAGACUCUUCCUGUUUGGUUGCAGAAAGAUGAGUUUCUUCAAGUCCUUCAUGCUAAUCAAACUCUAAUCUUGGUUGGGGAAACUGGAAGUGGUAAAACUACUCAGAUUCCUCAACUUGUUCUGGAUGCUAUAGAUGUACAGGGUCCAGAUAAACGUAGAAAGUAUUUGAUUGGUUGCACUCAACCAAGGAGGGUGGCUGCUAUGUCGGUUUCUCGUAGGGUUGCUGAGGAGAUGGAUGUGACAAUUGGAGAAGAAGUUGGUUACAGUAUUCGUUUCGAGGAUUGCAGUAGCCCGAAAACAGUUUUGAAGUAUUUAACUGAUGGUAUGCUUUUAAGAGAGGCAAUGACAGAUCCUUUGUUAGAAAGGUACAAGGUGAUCAUACUCGAUGAAGCUCACGAAAGAACCUUGGCUACAGAUGUUCUAUUUGGUCUACUGAAGGAGGUUUUGAAAAACCGACCUGAUUUGAAACUAGUUGUUAUGAGUGCUACACUUGAGGCUGAAAAGUUUCAGGGAUAUUUCAAUUCCGCACCUUUGAUGAAAGUUCCUGGAAGGCUUCAUCCGGUUGAGAUCUUUUACACACAAGAUCCCGAGAGAGACUAUCUUGAAGCAGCUAUUCGUACAGUCGUGCAGAUUCACAUGUGCGAGCCUCCUGGUGACGUGCUUGUUUUUCUUACUGGAGAAGAGGAAAUUGAGGAUGCGUGUAGAAAAAUCACGAAAGAAAUAGCAAAUAUGGGAGAUAGUUAUGGACCAAUUAAAGUUGUGCCUUUAUACUCUACACUUCCUCCGGCCAUGCAACAAAAGAUAUUUGAAGCAGCUCCACCUCCCCUAGUGGAAGGCGGUCCUGUUGGAAGGAAGAUUGUGAUUUCAACUAACAUUGCUGAGACUUCUUUGACUAUAGAUGGGAUUGUUUAUGUUAUAGAUCCUGGAUUCGCCAAACAGAAGGUUUAUAAUCCCAGGAUUCGUGUUGAAUCUUUAUUGGUAUCUCCAAUAUCAAAGGCUAGUGCUCACCAGAGGUCGGGUCGUGCUGGAAGAACUCAGCCUGGAAAAUGUUUUAGGCUUUAUACUGAAAGAAGUUUCAAUAACGAUCUUCAGCCUCAAACAUACCCUGAAAUUCUACGAUCUAAUCUUGCGAACACUGUUCUAACCUUGAAGAAGUUGGGGAUAGAUGACCUUGUGCAUUUUGACUUUAUGGACCCUCCCGCUCCAGAAACUUUGAUGCGAGCUUUGGAGGUCUUGAAUUAUUUGGGAGCUUUGGACGACGAAGGAAAUUUGACAAGGUUGGGCGAGAUGAUGAGCGAGUUCCCACUCGAUCCUCAGAUGUCGAAAAUGCUCGUCGUUAGCCCCGACUAUAACUGUUCGAAUGAGAUCCUGUCAAUAUCUGCAAUGCUUUCGGUACCCAAUUGCUUUGUGCGGCCUAGGGAGGCUCAAAAAGCUGCAGAUGAAGCUAAAUCUCGGUUUGGACAUAUCGAUGGGGAUCACCUGACGCUUCUCAAUGUGUACCAUGCCUAUAAACAGAACAAUGAAGACCAGUCAUGGUGUUACGAAAACUUUGUAAACCAGAGGGCGAUGAAGUCAGCUGAUAACGUGAGAUCACAACUAGUACGAAUCAUGUCUCGUUUCAGCCUCAAAAUGUGUAGCACGGAUUUCAACAGCCGUGACUACUAUAUAAACAUAAGAAAGGCCAUGCUAUCUGGAUACUUCAUGCAAGUGGCACAUCUCGAACGAACUGGACACUAUUUGACUGUCAAGGACAAUCAGGUUGUACACCUUCAUCCUUCCAAUUGUCUGGACCACAAGCCUGAGUGGGUCAUCUACAACGAAUUCGUACUGACUAGCAGAAAUUUCAUCAGGACAGUAACUGAUGUUCGAGGGGAAUGGUUGAUAGACUUGGCACCUCAUUACUUUGAUCUGGCAAACUUCCCACAAUGCGAAGCUAGACGCGUUCUUGAGAGAUUGUACAAGAGCAAGGAAAAGGGUAGGGAAGAAAGCAAAUCGUCGAGAAAGUAAAAGUAGAAAGUUAAACAUUAUUCAUCUUCUCACACACUAGAGAAAUGAGUUUAGUAAUUUGCUUAUUACCCCCCUUUGAGAAGAAGAGAUAAGAGAUUGUUUUCUUCUGUGCACUGUCUGUUGUUUUUUUCCCCCCUAUUUUGGGUUGUGGGUGAAUGAGGGUUAUUAUGAUGAUGGGUAGAGGAAUUUGGUGUAGUGUUUAUUAUUAUUAUCUGUCAUAAGAAGAAGCAUGCAUACUUUUUAAGGUUUUC
Molecule: messenger RNA, 2582 nt
Organism: Impatiens glandulifera
Lineage: Eukaryota; Viridiplantae; Streptophyta; Magnoliopsida; Ericales; Balsaminaceae
Product: probable pre-mRNA-splicing factor ATP-dependent RNA helicase DEAH2
Exons: 7
Coding region: 154-2331 (725 amino acids)
Cellular component (GO): intracellular anatomical structure
Molecular function (GO): RNA binding; ATP binding; RNA helicase activity
Source: RefSeq, a predicted model, not a curated record